Aspergillus melleus is the source of this 1083-nucleotide messenger RNA. RefSeq lists its product as uncharacterized. The transcript is spliced from 4 exons. The record is from RefSeq and is a predicted model, not a curated record. Gene Ontology annotation, molecular function: oxidoreductase activity, acting on the CH-OH group of donors, NAD or NADP as acceptor. Bases 270 to 1010 code for a protein of 246 amino acids. NCBI's taxonomy places the organism in Eukaryota, Fungi, Ascomycota, Eurotiomycetes, Eurotiales, Aspergillaceae.
UGUAAUUAUAGCCAGUUGAGACAUUUCUUCAGCGUCGCUUUUCGCGGUCCGAGAGUGAGCGAAAGGUUCCGAGAUGAGGCCGACCGAGUCUGUUGAACCUCCGAGGAGGCAUUACCUAUUUGUCUCGGACUUCCGAGCCGUUUUGGGUGGCCGCCAAUAUCCCGAGGUUAUAUUCUUCAGAGAGAAGGCUAAAUUAAAAAGGGGUUUUAUUAACUAACUGCUACUUUAUCGGCACUUAGCCCUUUUCAACUAGCACACUGAACAACAUUAUGCCCAACGUUCUUGUCACAGGAAGUUCCCGCGGCCUCGGGCUCGAGUUGGUGAAGCAGCUCGCUGUCCGUGCCAGCACCGAAGGAGGAUUGAUUAUUGCUUCGGCUCGAAAGUGCAGCCCGGAGUUACAUGAGGUCAUCUCAGAGUUCAAUGGGACUGUUGUGUUCAUAUCGCUAGAUGUGGCAGAUGAGGCCUCUAUCUCAAAGUCGGCAGAGGAGGCCCGAACGGCCUUGCACCAGCGAAGUCUGGAUAUCUUGAUCAACUGUGCAGGAGUACACAGCGACACUCAUGGAAAGCUGGCUGACAUGUCGGACCUCGCAUUCCAGCUAUCUGUCAACGUGACCGGCACCCAUAAUGUCCUGCGCCAUUACAUCCCGCUCAUGAAAGAUAGCAAGCUCAAGAAGAUCGCGAAUAUUUCGAGCACAUUCGGAUCCCUAACAAAGGCUAAAGACGCGUUAUACGCACCUUGCCCGGCCUACAAGAUCAGCAAAUGUGCCCUCAACCAAUUAACCCUGCAGUACGCACUUUCGUACCAAGACGAGGGCUUCGUCUGUAUUGCAGUAAACCCUGGGUGGCUCCAGAGUGACAUGGGUGGCAAAGAUGCCGACCUCACCCUACCACAAGGGGCACAGGCGGUUUGGAACGUGGUAGAAUUCGCCAGCGCCUCGGAUAAUGGUCGUUUCAAGAACAUCUAUGUGCCAGGCUGGAAGGCCUACGAUGGGCAAGACAUUCCUUGGUAAUCCACUCAGUCGAUGUAUAUAAUCUGCUGUAAGUCGGAGCCUUCGGGCGCGCACAUUCGGUUGUUCAAUAGAC